AUGUCGGCAUAUCGCUCGGACAUCGUCACUCAAGCGACUGAUCUUCGUACGAAUAUCUAUUAUUUGAAUGCACACAGACAACUGUCAAAUCAACCAACCGCAACUGGUAACGGUGAUAACGAGUCUUCAUCAAAUAACCAGAAAUCAGCAAAUUCACUCGACGAGAAAGCUGCCAAGGCUCACGACAGCAAUGGUAUUGAUAGAGCAGACGGCUCGAAACCGAAACCGAUUGGUGUACCAAUCGCAUUAAUAUUACGAGUACAAUAUUGUCAUGAAGAUACAAUGUUUGAGCAGCUAUCGCAAUGUGAUAUGAUAGUGUAA
Molecule: messenger RNA, 321 nt
Organism: Anisakis simplex (herring worm)
Lineage: Eukaryota; Metazoa; Nematoda; Chromadorea; Rhabditida; Anisakidae
Source: the annotation of a GenBank genome assembly